Messenger RNA from Pipistrellus nathusii (Nathusius's pipistrelle), 483 nucleotides. Lineage: Eukaryota; Metazoa; Chordata; Mammalia; Chiroptera; Vespertilionidae. The record is from the annotation of a GenBank genome assembly.
AUGGACAAGCUGAAGAAGGUGCUGAGCGGGCAGGACGCCGAGGACCGGGGCGGCCUGGCCGAGGUGGCCGACACAUCCUCCCUGAGCUGGAGCACCAGAAUCAAAGGCUUCAUUGCGUGCUUUGUUGCAGGAAUUCUCUGCUCUCUGCUGGGCACGCUGCUGCUCUGGGUGCCGAAGAAGGGGCUGUACCUCUUCGCUGUGUUUUACACGUUCGGCAACAUCGCUUCGAUCGGCAGCACCGUCUUCCUCAUGGGGCCGGUGAAGCAGCUGAAGAGGAUGGUGGAGCCCACGCGUCUGAUCGCAACCAUCCUGGUGCUGUUGUGUUUCACGCUCACCCUGUGUUCUGCCUUCUGGUGGCACAACAAGGGGCUUGCCCUCAUCUUCUGCAUCCUGCAGUCUUUGGCCCUGACGUGGUAUAGCCUCUCCUACAUACCGUUUGCAAGGGACGCGGUGAAGAAGUGUUUCGCGGCCUGUCUGGAGUAG